CCUUCCUCCUCAUGGUGGACAUUUUAACUUUUUAGGUCUUUGUUCACAGACUCACAGGCUUCAGGGCGCUGAUCGUGAGUAGGAGGCGGCCUGGGAGGCAGCGCGCCUGCUGUGCGGGGUGUGUCUGAGGCUCCUUGAGCACAACAGCCCGAGAUUGGGGUCCCCGUGCCUCCCGGACUCCUCUCUGCUCACAGCGUCCCCGCAGCCUGACCCCAUUUCACCUCCAGCCUUGGGGACCGGCCCUCUCAGGUCCUGCCGCCCAGGUCCCAGCGCUCAGAAUGGUUGUUGGCAUAAAAUGGAUGAUGAGGAGGCCUGUUCUGCUCAGAGUGUAUCUAUACAAGGAGAGUCACAGGUCGGGGCUUCUAAGACAGCUACAGCCACCCAGAAGACCCUUCUGUGUAAUUAGGGAAAAAAUAAAUGGCAUUGAAGGCACGAAACUAGAUGACCACUUUCUUGACCUGGAAAAGAAAAUAGAUAUCACCAAUAAAGCUGUUACAGAAAUUCUUUUGAAAACCACAGAAUACAUUCAGCCCAAUCCAGCAUGCAGAGCGAAGCUGGGGAUGCUGAGCCCAAUGUUGAAGAUCCACAAUCAGGGGAAGGCCUCAGAGUGCCUGCAGCCAGAGGGCCUGCUGGGCGACUGCAUGCUCAAGUACGGCCAGGAGCUGGGCGAGGACUCCACCUUCGGCAGCGCGCUGACCGAUAUGGGCGAAGCUAUGAAGCUGAUGGCGGAGGUGAAAGAAUCCUUUGAUAUUAACGUCAAGGAAACCUUUAUUGAUCCACUCCAGUUAGUACACUACGAAGAUUUAAGUGAGAUUUCGCACCACCUGAAGAGGCUGGAGGGCCGCCGCCUGGACUACGAUUAUAAAAGGAAGCACGUUGGGAAGAUCCCCAAUGACGAGAUCACACAAGCAAUGGAAAAGUUUGAGGAGUCCAAGGACUUUGCAGAGAGAUGCAUGUUUAAUUUUUUAGAAAAUGACGUAGAGCAAGUUGGCCAGUUGGCGCUGUUUAUCCAGGCGGCUCUAGAGUAUCACCAGCAGUCGGCCAACAUCCUGCAGCUGCUGCAGAGGAAGCUGAGGAUGCGAAUCGCGGCUGCCUCCUCUCUGGGCAGAAAUGACUUCAUGCCGCAGCCCCUGAGAAGGUGUCCCAACGCACUCAACCUGUCCACCGCUUCCUCAGCCAAGUCGAGAGGAUAUGAAUUUUGAUAACGUGGCCAUUGCCUUCUCUCAGAAGGAAUGGGGGCUCCUUGAUGAGGAUCAGAGACAUCUAUGCUGC
Myotis brandtii (Brandt's bat) is the source of this 1272-nucleotide messenger RNA. RefSeq names its product endophilin-A3-like. Gene Ontology annotation, molecular function: protein binding. Gene Ontology annotation, cellular component: cytoplasm. The transcript has 10 exons. Bases 279 to 1202 code for a protein of 307 amino acids. Lineage: Eukaryota; Metazoa; Chordata; Mammalia; Chiroptera; Vespertilionidae. The record is from RefSeq and is a predicted model, not a curated record.